Zea mays is the source of this 1508-nucleotide messenger RNA. Its product is annotated as putative IQ calmodulin-binding and BAG domain containing family protein. Gene Ontology annotation, biological process: protein folding. Gene Ontology annotation, molecular function: protein-folding chaperone binding. Bases 183 to 1376 code for a protein of 397 amino acids. Gene Ontology annotation, cellular component: plasmodesma. NCBI's taxonomy places the organism in Eukaryota, Viridiplantae, Streptophyta, Magnoliopsida, Poales, Poaceae. The record is from RefSeq and is marked validated. The transcript has a single exon.
CAAAACUCGUCCCAGUGCUCAAGCAAUUCGAAGCUCCGGAACAUUCCGAAGACGACCAAAGCCUUCUCGAACUUUCGCACUCGUCGUAUAUAGGCACCGCGACAACAUCCCCUACCAUCACACCAUCAAUCACAGAGCAACUGGAAUAGCAGCUCCAACAAAAGCCCAACGCACCAGCAGCAAUGGCGUCUCGCCGUUUCUUCUACGACGACCCCUACGACUACUACUACACCUCCCCGUACCACUACGCCUACCCCUAUUACCGGUACCAGCACCCCGCUCCGUCCCGCGGCGUCGGCGGGUUCUUCCCGGCCGCCGCAGAAGCCGCGCCGGAGGCGGUGAAGGUGGACCCGCGGCCCAGGGUCGAGUCUUCGAGGUCGGUCUCCGUUCCCGUCCGCUUCGUCGGUUCCGAUCCGGAGCCGGUGCGCGGGGCGGCCAGGAUGCCACAGGCGGCGGUGCUGAGGAAGCGGGCGCCGUCGUCGGAGGCGGCGGCGAUUAGGCUGCAGGCCGCUGCGCGCGGGUUCAUGGCGAGGAAGUCGGUGCGUGCUGUUCGUGAGGUGGAGCGUGAGGCGGCGGAGGUCGGAGAGAAGGUUGCGCGCGAGGCGGAGGCGCUGCGCGGGGACGCGAGGGCGCGGAUCGCCGUCGGGGAGACGCUGAUGAAGAUGCUGCUGCGGCUCGAUGCGGUGCGAGGCGCGCGGGAAUACCGGAAGAGGGUCACCAAGCGGGUCCUCGCGCUGCAGGAUGCUGUUGACGCCCUCGAACCAAAGCCGGCGCCGGAUUCGGAGGUCGUGGCGGAGGAGAACGAGUCUGAGGUGACGUCCGAGAUGGUGGACGACAGCGCGGAGGCGACGGAGAUGCCGGUCGCCGCUGAGCACAGCGGCGGGGUUGGGGUGAAUGCGGCGGCUGAGACGGUUGCCGAUAUGGAGGUGGACGGGGGCAAAGCUGACAGCGAGGCGGUGCCAGAAGCGGUGAAGGAAUCCGAAAAUAAGCAGGACGACGGGCACAUUAACGGCGACCAGACGGAAGUCUCCAAUGAGGGCGAAUGGGAGAUGGUGGCGGAUGAAGCGGAGCCUACAACUGCGGCGACGGGUUCCACCGAGGCGCCCCCGCAGACACCGAUGACGAGCGAGGUGAUGAGGCCGACAGGGGAGGCCGGAGCUGCCGACAGCGCCCUGGACACUCGGAAGGUUAUGGAGAUGGUCGCGGCCCUGUGCGAGCAGAACGCGCAGCAGUGCGCGGUGAUCGGGGCUCUGGCGGAGCGCGUGGACGCGCUUGAGCGCGCCGUGCGGCGGGUGGAGGACGCCGAGCGCCGCCGCCGGCGGGGCAAGAAGCUGAAGAAGGAUGGGAAGGGGAGCAAUAGGUGCUACACCGAUUGAGGACAGCUCUGCUUUCCUUGUCUGUAGCGACGAAAUAUUAGUUGAUUAUUGUUUUGUAAACUUCGUUUCAUUUGUUUUUGUGCCCCCAAAACUACCGGGAUGGAUGUUUGUUCCCGUUUUGCAUCGAGAAAU